AUGUCUGGAGGAGGAUUUGACGCUCACUUUGUUGAACCUCUCUCUGUCCGAUUGACAUGCCCCAUUUGUCAAUUGGCAACGCGAGAACCUAGGGUUACGGAAUGUGGUCACCAGUUCUGUGUUGAAUGCUUGGGGCCCCUCAUUAGCGAUGGCAAAAUGACAUGCCCUCUGUGCAGGAAGGAGCUGAAGGAAGCGGAUAUCUACCCAAGCAACAUGGUCAAACGCGAAAUUCUGAGUCUGAAGAUUCGUUGUGAUAGGCACGAGGAAGGCUGUAACUGGACUGGUGAACUACGAGACCGCAAUCAACACGACCAAGUAUGUGGCCACGUAGCUGAAAUGUGUAAUUGUGGAAAUCGGAUAAUGAAAAAGGACAGGGAGAACCACGACAGAAAUGAAUGCAAACGACGGAUCGUACGCUGUUGCUACUGUGACGAAGUGCUGGAACAUGUACAGUUAGCUUCUCACUACGAGGUAUGUUACAAGUAUCCUGUUGGUUGUCCUCAUCAGUGUGGAAUGCAGGUAGCUAGGAAAGACAUGGAAAUGCACUCUAGCAAAGAGGGUGAGUGUCCUAACAGUCCUUUACAGUGUGAAUUUGCAUCAGCUGGAUGUCAGUACACUGGCAAUAGAAAGGAGUUACAGUAUCAUUUGAACAAGGAGACUGUUCAUCACCUCGGUUUGGCUGUGAGCUCACUGCACAGCAUAACAGUUAGAUUGGCAGUUGCUGAAACAAAGCAAAGAGAAACAGAUAAAAAGUUAGCACAUGCUGAAAAGAAGCUAGCAGAAGCUGAGAAAAAGCAGAAAGCAAAACUUGAAUCAGUGCAAGCACUGAAACGUGAACUGAAAUCAUUAAAAGCAUUCACACAUUUUUGUACUCCAUCCUGGAAAAAUUCUGUACGAUCAAUAGACUCUGUGAGGGCUGCGCUAGGUGAACAAACGCAGGUUUCCUUUUACUGGGACAAGGAUUUUGUUCAUUUUUGGAAGAUAAACAACCCUGUCAAAGCAUCUCAAAAAAAAUUUUUAUCUCAAAAAAUGCAUGUUGAAAAUUCAGGAUUGCAUUUGCAGCUCGCUCUAAAGUUGGAAGCGAAAGAGUCUGAUAAGCGGUCUGCUUUGGCAUAUGUGACUGUGUAUCGUGUCAGAGGAGGGUAUGGUGAAGAAGCACGUCAUUGUAUGCAUCAGAUGUCGAUGUGUUUGCUAAACCAACUGCCAUCGCGGACCGGCUUUUUACCCCUAGGGCGGACCCUAGGGCUGGACCGGGAAUUAAUAAAGGUCACUGGAAAGAUUGAUUUUAGUUCCAAAAUAGCUCCUUCCGUGGAACACUCCCAAGAGUUGAAAAAAUCAGAGCAUUCAGCAGAGCUGUCUGUUUUCGAAGACCAUCUGUUCAAGCUUGAUUUGACACUUCCAGAAAUGAGUUACCCUCCACUGAAUGACGAAUUGUUGGUUACUUUUCAGCUGAAACAGUUACAGCUAGAUUUGCCUAAGAUUUAGAUUGUAUCACUUGAUAUCAGUUGAACAGA
Molecule: messenger RNA, 1514 nt
Organism: Corticium candelabrum
Lineage: Eukaryota; Metazoa; Porifera; Homoscleromorpha; Homosclerophorida; Plakinidae
Product: TNF receptor-associated factor 6-like
Exons: 1
Coding region: 1-1485 (494 amino acids)
Molecular function (GO): zinc ion binding
Source: RefSeq, a predicted model, not a curated record